This is a messenger RNA of Drosophila innubila, 725 nucleotides long. It is a transcript of the gene NC2beta, whose product is annotated as protein Dr1. Gene Ontology annotation, biological process: positive regulation of transcription by RNA polymerase II; negative regulation of transcription by RNA polymerase II; RNA polymerase II preinitiation complex assembly. The record is from RefSeq and is a predicted model, not a curated record. Bases 71 to 643 code for a protein of 190 amino acids. NCBI's taxonomy places the organism in Eukaryota, Metazoa, Arthropoda, Insecta, Diptera, Drosophilidae. Gene Ontology annotation, molecular function: core promoter sequence-specific DNA binding; TBP-class protein binding; general transcription initiation factor activity. Gene Ontology annotation, cellular component: negative cofactor 2 complex. The transcript has a single exon.
AGCAAGAAGCAGCAGCAUCGUUGUUUAUUUUUCCCAUUUCUCGAGUUUUGUUUACGUUUUCGUGCGCGCUAUGUCCAAUCCCCAGGAGGAGCUACUGCCACCCAGUGCUGAGGAUGAUGAGUUGACACUACCACGCGCCAGCAUCAACAAAAUAAUAAAGGAACUGGUGCCAACGGUGCGAGUGGCCAAUGAAAGUCGUGAAUUGAUUUUAAACUGCUGCUCCGAGUUUAUACACCUGAUUAGCUCCGAGGCGAACGAGGUGUGCAAUCAGCGCAGCAAGAAAACCAUCAAUGCCGAGCAUGUUCUGGAAGCACUCGAUCGCUUGGGCUUUCGCGACUACAAACAGGAGGCGGAGGCUGUUCUCCACGAUUGCAAGGAAGUGGCCGCCAAGCGACGUCGACAGAGCACGCGUCUCGAGAAUCUGGGCAUACCUGAGGAGGAGCUGCUGCGCCAGCAGCAGGAGCUGUUUGCCAAGGCGCGCGAGGAGCAGGCGCGGGAGGAGCAACAACAAUGGAUGAGCAUGCAGGCAGCCGCCGUCCAACAGAGCAAUGCGUUAAUACAGCGACAGCAGACGACGGACGGGAACAUCAGCAGCCGGAAACCCAGCGAAGACGACGAGGAUGACGACGACGAUGACUACUAAUCGAAAUCGAAUAGUUGAACGAGUUUAUUUCUUUGCGCUUAAUGUAAUUGUAAAAUUGUAAUUAAACUAUUGCCAUAAGUCA